Molecule: messenger RNA, 2162 nt
Organism: Balaenoptera musculus (blue whale)
Lineage: Eukaryota; Metazoa; Chordata; Mammalia; Artiodactyla; Balaenopteridae
Gene: SLC75A1
Product: major facilitator superfamily domain containing 10
Exons: 11
Coding region: 135-1859 (574 amino acids)
Biological process (GO): transmembrane transport
Cellular component (GO): brush border membrane
Molecular function (GO): transmembrane transporter activity
Source: RefSeq, a predicted model, not a curated record
GACCAGGGGCGGGCGGGUGUCUUGUUCUCCGGCUCGCGGGGCCGCCCCCGCCGCCCGCCCGGGCCUCAGUUUCCCCGGCCGCUCCGCCCGGGACCGUGGGGUGGCGGCGGGGGCGGGGAGGUGCCGGGGCCGCGAUGCCCCACCCCGGCCCCUGGGACGGUUGGCCUCCAGGGCUGCGGCUUCUUUGCGUAACCCCCGCAGCCUGCGUUUCCUGCUGCCCAGGGUCGGGGGCAGGGUGCACAGAGGGACUCCUGUGUUGGGUCACGGGGCAGGCAGACCCUUUAGGCGCUCGCUGGCUCUUCGCGGGUUGGGGGCACGGCAGGAGCUGGGGGUCUGUUUCCCCCCAGGUAGGUGGGUGUGGGGCUGGGGUACCCAAACGUGCCCUCGUGCGACGUGCCGUCUUGCAGACCCGCCACACGCUCAGCCAGGCCGGAUCGGAGCGGCCCCCAUCAUGGGCUGGGGAGCCGGCGGGAGCUGCACCCCGCGCCCACCCAUCCGCCAGCAGCCGGCACCCGAAACCCGAGUGGUCGCUGUGGUCUUCCUCGGCCUCCUGCUGGACCUCCUGGCCUUCACCUUGCUGCUGCCCCUGCUACCUGCGCUGCUGGAGCGCCACGGCCGUGUGCAGGAUCCUCUCUAUGGCUCGUGGCAGCGCGGGGUGGACUGGUUUGCUGCAGCCAUUGGGAUGCCAGCCGAGAAGAGGUCUGAUUGGCUCCGUCUUCUCCCUCCUGCAGUUCCUCUCGGCGCCCCUCACGGGGGCCGUCUCUGACUGCCUGGGGAGGCGCCCGGUGCUGCUGCUGUCCCUGGCAGGCUUGGCCACCUCGUAUGCCGUGUGGGCCACUUCGAAGAGCUUUGCGGCGUUUCUGGUCUCCAGGAUAAUUGGGGGCAUCAGCAAGGGGAAUGUCAGCCUCUCCACCGCCAUUGUCGCCGACCUGGGCUCGUCUCCCGCCCGCAGCAGGGGCAUGGCAGUCAUCGGGGUGGCCUUCUCUUUGGCCUUCACGCUGGGCCCCAUGCUCGGCGCCUCCCUGCCCGUGGAGACGGCGCCCUGGUUGGCCCUGCUCUUCGCGGUCUCCGAUCUGCUGUUCAUCUUCUGCUUCCUGCCGGAGACGCUGCCCCCAGAGAAGCGGGCACCGUCCAUCACGCUGGGGUUCCGAGCUGCUGUUGACCUGCUCAGCCCCCUGGCCCUGCUCUGCUUCUCAGCCGUGGCACGUGGCCCGGACCCGCCCAUCGGAGUCAGGCUGGGCAGCCUGCGCCUGCUGGGCCUGGUCUACUUCCUCUAUCUUUUCCUGUUCUCGGGCCUGGAGUUCACGCUGAGCUUCCUCGUGCACCAGCGCUUCCAGUUCAGCAGCCUAGAGCAGGGAAAGAUGUUCUUCUUCAUCGGCCUCACCAUGGCCACCAUCCAGGGCGCCUACGCCCGGCGGAUCAGCCCUGGCGGGGAGAUCGCAGCUGUGAAGCGGGUACGGGGGCUCCCCUGGGCGUGGGGGCAGGCAGCGCCCCGAGCUCUGCGGAGGCAGCGGGGUGGUCCUGAGACCGGCUGUGCCGCCCGCAGGCCGUCCUGCUGCUCGUCCCCGCCUUCCUCCUCAUCGGCUGGGGGCACACGCUGCCCGUGCUGGGCCUGGGGCUGCUGCUCUACUCCUUCGCCGCUGCCAUCGUCGUGCCCUGCUUGUCCUCCGUGGUCGCCGGCUAUGGCUCUCCCGGGCAGAAGGGCGUGGUCAUGGGCACGCUGCGGAGCCUGGGCGCCCUGGCCAGGGCUCUGGGGCCCACGGUGGCCGCCUCAGUGUACUGGCUGGCCGGGGCCCGGGUCUGCUACACCGUGUGCGCGGGGCUCUUCCUGCUCCCCUUCUCCCUCCUGCGGAAGCUGAGGUCUCCGGCAGGGACGCUCAAGGCCGAGUAGCUGAGCCACCCCUACCCCAGAGCCGGGCAGCUGACGCAGGGAGUGGGAGGCCUGAGCCAGGACGGCUCCCCGCCCCCCAGCCCGGGGCUCAGCCCGGGGAGGCCCAGGACUCGCACUUGUGCCUGUGACACUCCUAUGUGGACCUGCCUGCCGGGAUCAGACUCCAAAACCUUCCAGGCUUUCUGUUCACUUGUCUUUUAUACUCAGCGACACACAGGGUAUAUCAGCCAAGUCUCUGAAUGACCAAAUAAAGCAGCUGUUUUGUAUCAAG